Molecule: messenger RNA, 1044 nt
Organism: Salvia splendens (bonfire salvia)
Lineage: Eukaryota; Viridiplantae; Streptophyta; Magnoliopsida; Lamiales; Lamiaceae
Exons: 2
Coding region: 154-861 (235 amino acids)
Source: RefSeq, a predicted model, not a curated record
UGUAGCCCCACGAUACAUAUUAGGUGUGUAUCAAGUUUUUGAGGUAAACCAAUAACGCCACUUUGAACAUGCGUAGAAAAUUGGGGGAAUUGUAACACAAGCCCUUUGAACAAAGAAGAGAAGCGACAGUCCCACCGCAACGAGAGAUUUCAGAUGAGGGAACAUAAGAAGCAAAAUGCUUAUGUGAGGCAAAUAAUUGAGGACAUAAUGUGGACUCAAACGGUGGCGCGAAUUUGCAUCCUGUACAUGAUUUUUAGCAAAGUUUCGAAGAAAAGGAGGCGAGCUGAAUUUGCGUUGGCUUACGACAUUCUGAAUCGAGUACCGAUGCAGAUUCAACGUUUAAACAGACUGGUUGGGGUAACUGACACAGAUUGUCUAGUUAAUUGUAGGAUGGACCGGAAUACGUUUGGAAGGUUGUGCUCAUUGUUUACAGAGUUGGGAAUGUUACGCGUCCGGAGGUUCGUAGGGAUAGAAGAGCAAGUCGCCAUUUUUCUAGGAGUCAUAGCACAUCACAAGAAAAACCGUAUGGUUCGAUUUGAUCAUUGGCGAUCAGGGAACACAGUUUCAUUCUACGUUCAUGAGGAUCUCAAUCGGAUGUAUAAGCCAUCAGAUGGAGCUGGAAUGGCGCCGACUGCGGAGCUAAGCGUGUCCGUCUCUUCUCCUCACAUGCCCAAAGUGCCAAAGAUGAAACGCAAUUUGUUUGGAGACGGGUUCACGAAUGUGGGUAGUCAGUCCAAUAACGAGGAUAUGGACCCGCGUAUGGGGAAGAAAUACCCCCCAAAGCCGAAGAAAUUUCCUCCAAGCAAUUUAGGUUCGCCACAUGGAAGUUCAUGUGGCUCAUCGAACACCCACAAGUAUUGAUGGCUAUAAUCGACCUUGUUUGUUCCAACUUACUUUUGUUGUAUUUUCUAAUUGACGUUUUAUGUUGUAUUUGGCUUCGUUCUACUCUAUUAAGCUAGGUUGUGUAUGUGAUCUAUCGUGUGUAGGUUUUGUUGGAAUAUCUAUGUGGAAAUUCAAUCAAUGUGAUCAAUAUUUGCUGAUUAA